AUGGUUGUCGGUCCUACUAUGAACGCCUCUACUAAAUUCAGCGACAAUUACGACGUUAAGGAGGAGCUAGGAAAAGGAGCAUUCUCCGUGGUCCGCAGAUGCGUUCACAAAGCGACAGCGGCUGAAUAUGCAGCGAAAAUCAUCAAUACCAAGAAACUAUCUGCGAGAGACUUCCAAAAGCUAGAACGUGAGGCAAGAAUAUGUCGAAAGCUUCAGCAUCCCAACAUAGUUCGCCUUCAUGACAGUAUCCAAGAAGAGUCAUUUCAUUACCUCGUUUUCGAUUUAGUCACUGGUGGUGAACUAUUCGAGGAUAUCGUAGCCAGAGAGUUCUACAGUGAAGCAGACGCGAGUCAUUGCAUCCAGCAAAUUCUCGAAUCAAUCGCCUACUGCCAUCAGAACUGCAUAGUGCACAGAGAUUUGAAGCCUGAAAACCUCUUACUAGCCAGUAAGGCGAAAGGAGCAGCUGUGAAGCUGGCCGACUUUGGUCUUGCAAUUGAAGUUGGUCAAGAUACCGAGGCUUGGUUCGGAUUUGCUGGGACUCCCGGUUAUUUGUCUCCAGAAGUGCUGAAAAAAGAUCCCUAUGGAAAACCAGUGGACAUUUGGGCUUGUGGAGUCAUCCUUUAUAUCCUUUUGGUCGGUUACCCACCAUUCUGGGAUGAGGAUCAACAUCGUCUCUACGCCCAAAUCAAGGCUGGCGCUUAUGAUUACCCAAGUCCGGAAUGGGAUACAGUAACGCCUGAGGCGAAGAGCUUAAUUGACAGCAUGCUGACUGUAAAUCCAAAGAAGCGAAUCACCGCCGAUCAAGCAUUGAAAGUGCCAUGGAUUUGUGUACGUUCUUUCAUUGUUAAGCACGUUCUCAGUAUAGAGUGA
Molecule: messenger RNA, 870 nt
Organism: Haemonchus placei
Lineage: Eukaryota; Metazoa; Nematoda; Chromadorea; Rhabditida; Trichostrongylidae
Source: the annotation of a GenBank genome assembly